AUGGCGCCACGAAAGAAAACCGAAGAGAAGGCCUCGGGCAAUGAGGCUGCGGACAUGAUUCUGCACUACUUGCACAUGCAAAACCGGCCAUACUCCGCUCUCGAAAUCUCUGCCAAUCUGCACAACAAGGUGACGAAGAGGAAGCAAAUCGUCUACCACGCUCUCCAGGACGCAUCCGACUCAUGCACGCCCGAACAACUCGCCGCCCUCGACACCCAAAUCAGCGACCUUCGCGCCCAAACCUCCGUCCUCGUCGCCGCCACUAAAUCUCUACGCUGCACCCUCGCGUCGCUCAACUCCACGCUCAGCACCGCUAGUCUGGUCGCUGACGUGCAGGCGCUCGACACAGAGAAGAUGAAAAUUCUAGCGCGCCUCGACGGCUUGAAGGCAGGCAAGGCGAAGAAGGUGACGCAGCAGGAGCGCGAGGAGGUCGAGAGGGAGUGGAUCAAGUGCGGUAGGGUGGCACGGAUGAGGGAGAAGAUCGCGGUGGGUAUGUGGCGGUUUAUUGAGGAGUCUGUGCCUGAUAGGGAGAGGCAGGAGGAGCUUAGGGAGAGUAUGGGGUUGGAUGAGUAG
This is a messenger RNA of Dothidotthia symphoricarpi CBS 119687, 573 nucleotides long. Its product is annotated as TBPIP-domain-containing protein. The record is from RefSeq and is a predicted model, not a curated record. Gene Ontology annotation, biological process: homologous chromosome pairing at meiosis; meiotic strand invasion involved in reciprocal meiotic recombination; meiotic joint molecule formation. NCBI's taxonomy places the organism in Eukaryota, Fungi, Ascomycota, Dothideomycetes, Pleosporales, Dothidotthiaceae. The coding region runs from base 1 to 573 and encodes 190 amino acids. The transcript has 4 exons. Gene Ontology annotation, molecular function: recombinase activator activity; double-stranded DNA binding. Gene Ontology annotation, cellular component: condensed nuclear chromosome; DNA recombinase auxiliary factor complex.